Messenger RNA from Euleptes europaea (tarantolino), 2058 nucleotides. RefSeq names its product myotubularin related protein 11 (gene MTMR11). Bases 1 to 2058 code for a protein of 685 amino acids. The record is from RefSeq and is a predicted model, not a curated record. The transcript is spliced from 16 exons. NCBI's taxonomy places the organism in Eukaryota, Metazoa, Chordata, Lepidosauria, Squamata, Sphaerodactylidae.
AUGAGCGCCAGGAGGAAUAGAAACUGUCCGGCUCUCCAGUGCCUUCCAGGUGAAUACGUCCAAGAAGAGGCCGCCCACGUGAGGAAGUGUGUCCCACCCCGAGAUGGUGGCGGAUUCAUCCCCGGCAGCCUCUACUGCACCAAUCUCAGAGUGGCUUUCUUACCAGACCUCUCCGCAAACACGGCGGACUGCUCUGGCCCUUUGUUCAUGCGCAGUGGUUGCGAUGUGGCCCUGUCUUGCAUCGGAAGGCUAGUGGCUGUCAACAGCUUUGCAAAAGCCAAGGUGCUGAGCAGUACCUCCAGCCUGAAGUUCAUCCCAGAGGAGCUAAUCAUCUACUGCAGGGAUUUCCGGGUGCUGAGAUUUCGUUUUCAUGAGAGCGGUUUGGAACCUCAGGCCUUCCGGGUGACCAUGGCCAUCGUCCAGGCCCGGGAGAGCAGCAGCAGAGACAACACCUUUGAACUGGCACCUCUGAGGAACCUGGGCCAAUGGAAGAGGGAAGAGGAAGAGUUUCCCACGCUGCUUUUUGAGACCCUCCAUGACUGGGAGAAGGAGCUGAAGCGACUCGGGACGGCUGGCUGGCGGGUCAGCCCGGUCAACGAGCGCUUCGAUAUGGCCACCAGCCUUCCAAAGUACCUGUGGGUCCCCAAAGGGUUUCUGGACAACGAGCUGAAGAAAGCGUUUGUGCACUUCAAUGGACGGCGCAUCCCAAGGCUGUGCUGGCAUCACCCCGGGGGCAGUGACCUUCUUCGAGCUGCCAGUUUCCAUGCCGAUUCAGACCCAGAGAAGGAAGACAUGAGGUCCGUAGAAACCCUGAUGCUUGCAGGACACUCUCAGUGUGUGAUCGUGGAGACGGCGGCCGACUUGCCCAGCCCGGCCGAGAUCCAGCAGGCCCACCUCAAACUGUGGGGCUUGAGCCUCUGCCUUGCGGAUUCCUUUGUGGCUCCAUCUGAUGAGAAAUGGCUCUCCGGCCUGGAAGGCACACGGUGGCUGGACUACGUGAGGGCAUGUCUGAGGAAGGCCGGUGAAGUGGCCGUCCUGCUAGCCGAGAGGAGUCGAUCGGUCAUUCUACAAGAAACAGAUGACAGGGAUUUGAAUUGUUUGCUGGCCUCCCUGGUACAGGUUAUUUCGGAUCCGUACACAAGGACCAUCUCUGGGUUCCAGAGCCUGGUACAGAGGGAGUGGGUGGCCGCCGGACACGCCUUCCAGCAGCGCCUCAACCUGUGGCAGAAAAAUGACCGGGACGAGUCACCCGUGUUCCUGCUUUUUCUGGACUGCGUCUGGCAGCUGCUGCGGCAAUUCCCGCCAUCCUUCGAGUUCACGGAGGCCUACCUGGUGGCCCUGCAUGACAGCACCUGCGUCCCCUUUUUCAACACCUUCCUCUUCAAUUGCCAGUGGGAAAGAGGGCGGAACAAUCAGCACCGUUUUCUCAAUCAACUUUACACGCCUUUAAACGGCUGGCGAGAAACCCUGUGCCUGGAAAUCCUACCGAAGGACGGCUACCCUGCCAAGGAAGCGGGGGGUGCCUCUUUGCCCAGUAUCUGGGACUGGGGCCUGAGAUACAGCCUCCAGCAGAGAGCUCAGUUCUGGAACCCCGGCUACCAGUACAGCAGCAACAGCAACGGACCUGUCCGGAAUGGGAACUUCCUUCCCCAAACCAGUAACAAGGUGGAAAACCUUCUUCCUGGGAAUGGCGCUGUAUUCUUGUUCUCCAAGGGCUGCUUGUCUUUGCAAACGCAACUCUUUCCUUGGAAGAAUGGCUCCCUUUCGAAAAAAGUGUCCCGGUGGGCUCAGCUGUCGGAAGGCCCUGGGGAACAGGACAAGCCCCUGCGAGGCAAAUCCAGCCUCCGCCGCCUUCACCCCAAGGGACUGCUCCUUCUCCCGUUGCAUGCAGGGCCUUUUAUCCAGUUAUGGAAAAGAUGUUACCUUCGGGAGAACCCAGAGGUUCAGGUCGGUCUCUUCGCUUCCUCCAUAGCUGGCCUCACGGAGGAAUUGCAUCUUCUUCAAGAGCGACUGAGCAACUGGCAGGCGAGAGAGAGAGAGCUACAGCCCAGCCGUUGA